Molecule: messenger RNA, 859 nt
Organism: Nilaparvata lugens (brown planthopper)
Lineage: Eukaryota; Metazoa; Arthropoda; Insecta; Hemiptera; Delphacidae
Gene: Tim10
Product: mitochondrial import inner membrane translocase subunit Tim10
Exons: 2
Coding region: 382-669 (95 amino acids)
Biological process (GO): protein insertion into mitochondrial inner membrane
Cellular component (GO): mitochondrial inner membrane
Source: RefSeq, a predicted model, not a curated record
CAGUAAGUAUCGAAAGUAUCGGAACGUCCCUAACCAAGAUGGUUUGGAAUGUGGUUGCUUGAAAUCAUUAAAAUCAUUUAAUCAUAAAAAUAAAGAAUUAUUACUAUGUAAUUUUGUUAAAAUAUAAAUUUAUGUCGCCCAAUAAGUUCAAGUUGAACACCAUCACGAAAAUUGGAAUUGGAUGGUGUUUUUGCAUUGCUGGAGGUAUUGGCUUAUUCAUUCUGUCCAAACAGUCGAUUGAUCGAAGGCGUUAUGAGCAUAUGAAGAUUAGGCAACGAAUUCUGAGGGCUGGCUAUGACUCCGUACCUUCAACAACAGAAGAAAAGUGAAGUUAAGUGAGUGCUGUUAUUAGUUAUAGUUUCGUGUGAAUUGACUGUGAAGAUGGCUAGUGCGCAGAGCAUGGAGACUGCCAGACUGCAAAUGGUGCAGGAGCUGGAAAUCGAAAUGAUGGCUGACUUGUACAACCGUAUGACUGCCGCCUGUCAUAAGAAGUGCAUUCCGCCGAAAUACAAGGAGGCUGAACUCGGUAAAGGCGAGUCUGUCUGCCUUGACAGGUGUGUUGCCAAGUACCUGGACGUGCAUGAGAGAGUUGGCAAGAAACUGACGCAGAUAUCCAUGCAGGAUGAUGACCUAAUGAAGCGCAUGCAGACUGAUCAAGGCGCCAAAUAGCCUACAAAUUAUUAUCAUUUCAAUGUAGUUCGAUGUAGUAUCUUCAUGAAAAGUAGGUUGGUACUAUGCCCUGAGGGCAUUUGUUGUCUAGAUAACUUAUGAAAAAAUAUGUUCUAUAAGUAUAUCUUCUAUGUAUUUAAGUUUUGAAUGUUACCAUCUUUCAAUUGAAUAAAUAUUGUUAUGGUAUUCA